GCAGCUGACAGUUUAGCGGACUAAACAAAACAUCAAUUUUUCUUUAUCUGCAACAGAGGAAAUGUGGAUUUUUCAUGCAAUAUGGGUACACGUUCUCUUACUAGGUUCAAUUUUUGUUAUUUAUUUUCGAUCACCUAUCAUAACAAAUCUUGAGCCACAAAGUGCUCUAAAAUUAGAUCCACCGUCGAAUAGAUUAGUGUUAAUUGUGACUGAUGGACUGCGAGCCGAAUCCUUUUUUAGAAACAAUUGUAGUGAUAUACCGCAUAUUUUAGAAUUGAUGUUGCAACAUAAUGGACAGGUAGGCAUCUCUCACACUCGUGUACCAACGGAAUCUAGACCAGGUCACAUUGCACUAAUUGCGGGGUUGUAUGAAGAUCCAUCGGCUGUCACUAAAGGUUGGAAAGAAAAUCCAAUUGAUUUUGAUACAGUAUUUCAUCGAAGCAGGAAAACGUUUGCUUGGGGCGCAAACGAUGUACUACACAUAUUUUCACGUUUAAACGGAACGGGUCAAAAUUUGCUAUUUGAAGCGUAUGAUCAUAACUUGGAUUUUUCUGGUCGUGAAAAAACGUAUGAGUUAGAUGAAUGGGUUUUCAAACGGGUGCAUGCGUUUUUGCGAAACAAAGGGGAAGAACUGCAACAAGAAAAGCAAGUAAUAUUCUUUUUGCAUUUACUGGGACUUGAUACCGCUGGCCAUGUUCAUAAACCUGGUUCUAAGUUAUUUUUAGAAAAUUUACAACAUACUGAACGUGGUAUUUGGAAUAUUUAUAAAGAGUUUGAAACAGUUUUUACAGAUGGUAAAACUACUUAUUUACUUACAUCUGAUCAUGGUAUGACAAAUUCAGGUUCUCAUGGUGCAGGUGACCCUUAUGAAACAGAUACACCAUUUUUUGUUUGGGGUGCAGGAAUCGACAGAAAAGGAAAAUCGUCAACCAAAUCGUUUCAAGCAGGCCUAAAUCAGUCAUUACCUUUGCAUGAAUUAGAGCAAGCUCAACUUACUCCAAUAAUGUCCAGUUUGCUGGGUUUGCCACCACCGACUAACAAUUUUGGUACUUUGCCACAAGGAUUUUUAAAUGUUUCAGCUGAAUAUGAGGCACAUGCUACACAUGCAAAUGCUUUGCAGCUAAUAGAACAAUUUAAGAAGUUAUUAUUAGAACAUCAACGUGGAUUAUUUUCAAGAUAUCUGAAUUCAUAUAAAGAUUUAGAUUUAGUCGGUAUUGCUGCGUAUGUAAGUAGCAUCGAAAUGCACUUUGAAGAACAAAAUUUCCAAGAAGCUAUUAAUGCUAGUCAAGUGAUAAUGAAAAAGUCCAUUGAAGGUGUAAACUAUUACUUUAAUUACUAUCAAAAUUCACUACUGCUGAGUACAACAGCAACUUUCCUUGGUUGGAUCUUUUAUCUGUUGCAAAUUAUUCGCACACCGAGUUGGCAUAUAAAUGAAAGAAUAACUUUAGACAAGUUUUGCAAGAAGUCUAUUUUUCAGCUUCUCAUUUUAAACAAGCUUUUGUUGUUGUUUUUCAUUUUGCAGCGAGUACCAUUCGUUAUUGCAUUGUAUCAUGUGGUACCAGUGAAUGUGUGGGGUUUAACGUAUAUUGAAAAAGGAAGUGGUUACAGUAGUAAAAAAAUUCCCUUAAGAAAAUUAGACAUAUUGCCGAUUAUCAUUUGCACAGAACUAUUAGUUGUUACAUUUUUCCGUCCUCAAGCAAUUGCUUUACUAUUUUUGGUUUUUACAUGCUUUAGCAUGCGGAGAGAAAAUAUUAAAGAUAAUAAAUUUUUGUAUCGAAUAAUAAUGGUUUUAAUAAUUGUAAUGACACCAUUAAUAGCACCUACGGUUGGCAAUAAUAAUUUUCCUCUUUUAGCUGCGGGAUUGACUAUAACAUUUCUUCGUCCUUUUGUGAUUAAAUCACAUUUGAACAAGCAUAGUGUGGUGUAUGCAGUCAUUGCAAUUGCAAAUACAUUACUCUGUGUGUAUCAGAAUUCAAACCAUAUAGGUAUAUCAUUACCAUCCCAAAUAGUUUCAUGGAGCUAUCUGCUUUAUACGUUUACUUCAAUUUUCUUGGCUCCUAAGCAAAUGCUGAAACAUCGAGUUGAACUGAUAUUUUUUCAACUGACUACAUUAUAUGCGUUAUUCUGUACAACGUAUGAGUUAUUCUUCGUUGUUGUAUUGGGUUCUGAACUAAUACUUUCACUCUUUCCAUAUGAUAUAGAGAUCUCCAGUGAAGUGAUUGCACUUGAUUCAGUAUAUAAAUUAAAAUCUGUAGUGCGUUUGGCGUUUGCCAUUAUAUUGUACACGUUUUACUCAUUCUUUGGCACAGGAAAUAUUGCUUCGGUUAGUUCAUUUGAUCCAAUUAUAAUUAGGUGUUUCUUAACAACCUUCUCACCCUUUGUCAUAACAAUGCUUGUUAUUUUAAAACUUUUAAUUCCUGUGAUUAUAGUAAUUUCAAUUAUUAUGGGAUUAUCACCCGUCGCACAUUUCUACCAGAAGCAGAUUUUUAUCUGCUUACUACUUAUUUGUGAUAUUAUGGGACUUAAUUUUUUAUUUUUAGUAAAGAAUGAAGGAUCAUGGCUGGAAAUUGGCACAUCUAUUUCACAUUUCGUGAUAAUGGAAGUGACCACUCUGGCUUUGCUACUCUUGACAGUGUUUGCAAAACGAUUGCUAGGGAAUAGUGCUUUAAGUCGUCUAGAUUUCAAAACCAAAGCAGUGCUCUAAUAAAUGAAAACGGAUAAAUAAAUAAGAUUGUUUACAAAUUUCAUUUCAUAUAGCCAUUUUAAUAGACUGCAUAGUUCCUUAUGUAUUAACUAUAUUUAAUGUAUUAAUGUACAAAUUCGUUAAC
Messenger RNA from Teleopsis dalmanni, 2828 nucleotides. RefSeq names its product GPI ethanolamine phosphate transferase 1 (gene PIG-N). Bases 62 to 2704 code for a protein of 880 amino acids. Gene Ontology annotation, molecular function: mannose-ethanolamine phosphotransferase activity. Gene Ontology annotation, cellular component: endoplasmic reticulum membrane. Lineage: Eukaryota; Metazoa; Arthropoda; Insecta; Diptera; Diopsidae. Gene Ontology annotation, biological process: GPI anchor biosynthetic process. The transcript is spliced from 3 exons. The record is from RefSeq and is a predicted model, not a curated record.